AUGCGGUCCGUUAGCUACGUGCAGCGCGUGGCCCUGGAGUUCAGCGGAAGCCUCUUUCCGCACGCGAUCUGCCUCGGAGACGUCGAUAACGACACGUUAAAUGAACUGGUGGUGGGAGACACCAGUGGGAAGCUGUCUGUAUAUAAGAAUGAUGACAGCCGGCCAUGGCUCACCUGUUCCUGCCAGGGAAUGCUGACUUGUGUGGGGGUUGGAGAUGUAUGCAAUAAAGGAAAGAAUCUCGUGGUGGCGGUGAGUGCUGAGGGCUGGUUUCACUUGUGUGACCUGACACCUGCCAGGACCCUGGAUGCUUCUGGGCACCAUGAGACCCUAAUGGGAGAGGAGCAGCGCCUGGUAUUUAAGCAGCACAUCCCUGCCAACACCAAGGUCAUGCUGAUCAGCGACAUCGAUGGAGACGGGUGUUGCGAGCUGGUGGUAGGUUAUACAGACCGUGUGGUACGUGCUUUCCGCUGGGAAGAUCUGGGCGAGGGCUCUGAACAUCUGACAGGGCAGCUGGUGUCACUUAAGAAAUGGACACUGGAAGGUCAGGUGGACAGUCUCUCGGUGACUCUGGGUCCCCUGGGUGUUCCUGAACUGAUGGUAUCACAGCCAGGCUGUGCUUAUGCAGUUUUACUGUGCACCUGGAACAAGGACGCUAGGCACUCAACUACCUCUGAGGGGACCCCGGAAGGCAUUAGGGAGACCCCGUCUGCCCGAGAUGUUGUGCUGCACCAGACAUCUGGCCGCAUCCACAACAAGAAUGUCUCUACUCACCUCAUUGGCAACAUCAAACGAGGCCACACUGCUGAGAGUGGUGGCUCUGGCCUCUUUGCCCUCUGCACCAUGGAUGGGACACUGAAGCUUAUGGAGGAAGCAGACAAGCUGUUGUGGUCCGUGCAGGUGGACCACCAGCUUUUCGCCCUAGAGAAAUUGGAUGUCACGGGCAACGGGCACGAGGAGGUGGUUGCCUGUGCCUGGGACGGGCAGACGUAUAUCAUUGAUCACAACCGCACAGUCGUCCGCUUCCAAGUGGAUGAGAAUGUCAGAGCCUUCUGUGCAGGCCUGUAUGCCUGCAAAGAGGGCCACAACAGCCCCUGCCUCGUGUAUGUCACAUUCAACCAGAAGAUCUAUGUGUACUGGGAGGUGCAGCUUGAGCGGAUGGAGUCGACCAAUCUGCUGAAAUUGCUGGAGGCCGAGCCCGAGUACCAGAGCCUGCUGCAGGAGCUGGGCCUGGAUCCUGAUGACCUCCCAGCAGCUCGCACCCUGGUUCACCAAACCCUCUACCAUCCUGACCAGCCACCACAGUGUGCUCCUGCAAACCCCCAGGACCCCACCUAG
Molecule: messenger RNA, 1335 nt
Organism: Pipistrellus nathusii (Nathusius's pipistrelle)
Lineage: Eukaryota; Metazoa; Chordata; Mammalia; Chiroptera; Vespertilionidae
Source: the annotation of a GenBank genome assembly